Molecule: messenger RNA, 2133 nt
Organism: Siniperca chuatsi (mandarin fish)
Lineage: Eukaryota; Metazoa; Chordata; Actinopteri; Centrarchiformes; Sinipercidae
Product: transmembrane protein 233-like
Exons: 4
Coding region: 1229-1561 (110 amino acids)
Cellular component (GO): membrane
Source: RefSeq, a predicted model, not a curated record
UGUCAUCAUUAUCAGGAGCCGCAUUAGAGAGAGACGGACUCAGCCUGGAUUUCUAUCCUGCAUGAUAGUGAUUGUGUGAUGGUCUGUUGUUGAUAGAGAAGCUUUCUGGAUUGUCGCAGGAAUUAUUUGGGCUGUAGGGCUAGCUAGUGGUACGAACCGGAGGUGAAGAGGUCACUGGGGAGGAAGAGGAGCAAUCAGUGACCGGUGUGUAGUCUAGAGCUGUUGUGGAGCGAGUGGCGGUCAGUCAGUGAGGAGAGGCUGUAGUAGCCGCAUGGAAAACGUUUGCAGAAAGUGCUCUUGUGCCAUGGAAGCUGGGGUGGAUACCAUCUCUGCUAAAAAAGGAGGCUCGUUCCCAAACAUUUUUUAAAUUGAUGUUAAGGCGGCAACAGUCUAAAUGUACAAGUUAAUUGUGAGCGUCUUUGAAUUCCCAGAGUUAAAACUCUACUCUUUACUUGAGGAAAAAUAUCUCAAGCAUGGCACAAAAUAUCAGCGAGGACACGGAUACCAGUUGGAUGUUUGAGCUUCACUGUGCAGAAUGACGUAUGUGCGGAGUUUGACACUAGAAGGCUGUUUUCACGUUCAUCUGCUUAAAGUGGGAAGUUUCUCUGUGCUCACUGAAAACCUGAUUUUAAGGGGUGGACCUACGAGCAUGAUUUGAGACAUCGCAAAUGGGUUGUAAUUUGGAACUUGUACAAGUGUGAUGUAGAAACACAGUGCACAUACACUGAGUAUGGACUUUAGGAGGCAUCUUAGGUCCUGCAGGAAAACUUUAGAAAUGAACAUUUGCAUAUUCAUAGAUAUUGGAAUCUUUAAUGAGCUAAAAGGAGUAGAUGCCUCUUUAAGGAUUUUAAUAACCAGACACACACGGGGAUCAUUUUCAUGUAUCAGCAACAUGUUGUGUGUUUCUGUGAGGUGCCAGCAGCGGAGUCCGAUCCCUCACACUUCAUCUCAGUACAGUGUCCUGGAUGGAGGCCAGCAGGGUUAAGUGAUCCUCUCCCCCUCUCCCACCUCUCUCCUGCUCCCUCUCUCCCAACAAACUUCAUUUUUUCCAGCUUUGAAAGAGGACUAGAACUGACACACUACACAUCAGACUUUUGAACUUCUGGUUUCAAACAUUUUCUAGUUAGACGUUUCUGUUCUUUCAGGUUCUGCUUAUCUGCAGCUUAUUUGUAACUUUCUAAUUUGGGUGUUUUACACCCCUGACUGUGUUUCAUUGCUGUCAGGUACAAUGGCUCUUGGAGUGCUUAAUUCGCAAGCGAAAAGUUCUCUGAGUGGGAGUGCAUUUUUUGACCACGGUUCUAUAGAGGAACAGGAGCCUCCACCUCCACUCCGUAGCUACCUUUGUUUGACUAUUUUCACCUGCUUUUGUCCUGCGUACCCCGUCAACAUUGUGGCCCUGGUCUUCUCUAUCAUGUCUAGGAACAGCUAUUAUCGCGGUGACUAUGAUGGGUCGAGGCGGCUGGGCAGGAACGCUCUCUAUGUUGCUGUUGCCUCCGUCGUCAUCGGCCUUCUCAUCAUCGCUAUCACCUGCAUCGUUCAUUUCACCACUAUGGAUUUUUAGUGCUGUGCAAGUGGAGAGCUGGGGAGAAGAGAAAUAAGACACUUGAACAGAAAACUCUGGAUGACGAUGUCUGGACGGGCUCAGGUGGUUGGUUCAUACUGUACCGUCUGCCAAUGAAAGGAGUCUGACUUGACUCAUGUUUACUUCAGUCUGUACACCACUUCCUCCCAUGUCCACUGUUCUUCAGAUAGACAAUCAAGGACUAUAAAAUCUGGUGAAUGUAUACAUUUCAGUGAUUAAUGUCAAUAAAUCUUUGAAAAAAAAGGCAGCUUUCUACAAAUGUGUAGGGAAUUCAUGGUUUACAGUAAAUUUUUGUUAGGCCGUGACCCCACUGUGAGAAAUCUAUAACGAAUUCUGUUAACAAGUUUGUUAACGAGUGCUUGAUAAAUGAUAUUUCAAAAUAAAAAUAAACAAUAAUAACCACUUUUAUUUCUGCUAAUACUCAUGUUCUUAAGCUUUAUUAUAAAUAUUUAGUAAUGCCAUUGAUACUUUGUGCUACAGCAUUUAUAUUCAUUAUUAUUAUUAUAAUGUGUCUGUCAUUGGUAUCAAUAAUAAAAUAACUUUGUACAGAA